Porites evermanni is the source of this 1878-nucleotide messenger RNA. The record is from the annotation of a GenBank genome assembly. NCBI's taxonomy places the organism in Eukaryota, Metazoa, Cnidaria, Anthozoa, Scleractinia, Poritidae.
AUGGCAUGCGCACGUGAAGAAUCUUCUGAAUCUUCGUUGGAGUUCGACCUGUGUUCUGAUGACUGUGAUGAUUCUGACAACUCUUUUGAUGAUAAUGAGCCAUCAAAAGUCUAUGAAGCUGCUAAAUCUGGAGAUGCUGCGUUACUUAAUGAACUUCUUCAAGAUAUGGAUGAUAGUGAAAGAGAGCAUACAUUCGAAGCCACGUUUGUGGAGUUAAUAGAGGGACAACUGACACCACUUCUUGCUGCAUCAAUGGAAGGGAAGACAGAUUGUGUAAAAGUACUUCUAAGGUACAAGGCAGAUGUCGACGGACGUGGACGUGUGCUCCGAUAUGGGCAUGAUGGUGGUAGGUAUCGUUUGUGUACACCGUUGUUUGUUGCUUCGGGUAAUGGACAUGUGGAUGUUUUGAAUUGCCUGAUUGAAAAUGGAGCUGAUGUUAAUGCAGUUACCCCAGAUGAGGGCUGUAUCCCACUAAUGGAUGCAAGCUUCAAUGGAAGAAUUGAUGCCAUAGAGUUCCUUGUUAAACAUGGGGCUAACUUAGAUCAUCAAGACAAAUAUGGUAAUACUGCUCUGCAUUAUGCUGUCCAUGAUCCCAUUCCAGACAAGCAAGUUGAAGUCUUUCAAACACUUCUGAGUCUUGGAGCUUCUCAAUUGUACAAUAAGCAACGCUUAACUCCACUUCUGUUUGCCUGUAAUAAAGGCAUGAUUUCAUUGGUGGAGAAAUUGCUUUUGGAGGUAGAUUACACAGAUGAGCAAAGAAUCGAUGCACUUGAGCUUCUUGGUGCCUCACUUGCUACCACAAAUUUGCAUUCUAAGCGAUAUAGGAGAGGGUUUGACUACAUUGAGGAAGGAAUGGGAGAAAGGUUUGAAGAUCCCUCACACCCAGUGUUGAAACAACCAGGACAACCAAUUGAAGCUUACCAGAAUAGAAGGGAGAGUCAAAAUCUUGAAGAACUUGCCCAGAUAGAAAAUAACAGACGUACCAUUCUUAUGGAGGGGCUUGUCAUUAGAGAGAGGAUUUUAGGAACUGAUAACAUGGAACUUAUUGAACCUAUUCGUGAAGUUGCUGAGUAUUUUUUUGACCGGUAUCGAAACUUAAAUGUGUCAAUUGGUUUGCACAGACAUGCAAUGAAGAUAGCUCGACUUUGCCAUCAAUCAGCCUUCUCUGAUUUAUGUUCACUGAUUGCUAUUUUAAGCCAAAAAUUUGGGAGCAACGUUCAUCCAAGGGAAGAAGAAUUACUUGAAUUGCUGGAGCAAACAGUACUUGAAUAUGAGUAUGAGAAAAAGUUGAAGAAUGAACUUCAAGAAAGAUCAGAGAAAAUCUCUCCUAACAGCACAAUGUUCAGAGAAUUGCUCUAUUCAUCUGCCAGGCUUGUUCAAGUCAUUGCUAAAUGUGAAGAAGUCAGAACCUCAAGUGUAUUAUCAUUGCUGAAAAAACUUCUCAACCUCAAUCCUCAAGAUGAUCUUGGGAAUACAUUGUUACACAAGGUGGUGAUAAAGCGCAGCAAGAAAGAUACUUUCCCAUGCCCUGUUACCACAAAACUUCUUUUGGACAAAGGUGUCAGUGUAAAUGCCACCAACUACAUGGGGAAUACACCACUUCACAAAGCCGUAACUGGAAAGCUUGGCAAUGACAAGAUCCACCUUGUGACAAGCGUAUUGAAAAUUUUGCUUGAGAGGGGUGCUCAUCAAGAUUUUGUCAAUCAUAAUGGCCAAACUGCCAUGGAAUUGGCACAAACUGAUGAAGCACGUGCAACUCUUUCAAAUUACAGAAACUUUGAGUUAAAGUGUCUUAGUGCAAGGGCUGUAAGAAAGUUUGGACUUCCCUAUUUGGACGUGGUGCCAAAAACACUAGAGAAAUUUGUCAGUAUGCAUUAA